GUACCGACUUAUGUGAAGGAGAAGCGCGUCUGGAUUGAAGCAAAAGACUUAGAAGAAGCAAACAAGUUGUUCGGCGCCAAAGAGCAGAUAGACUUGAAGAAGACUAUCAAAGUGGGAUCAAUUUUGGUGGUUGGACAAGGUUUGAAGAACGGGGUGGUGGCAGAGGUUUUGAGCAAUAGAGAGUUGCUGUUACAAGCGCCAGUGGCGAAGGCAGAAACGAG
Messenger RNA from Amoebophrya sp. A25, 221 nucleotides. NCBI's taxonomy places the organism in Eukaryota, Dinophyceae, Syndiniales, Amoebophryaceae. The record is from the annotation of a GenBank genome assembly.